Salpingoeca rosetta is the source of this 2604-nucleotide messenger RNA. RefSeq lists its product as uncharacterized. Gene Ontology annotation, biological process: intra-Golgi vesicle-mediated transport. Lineage: Eukaryota; Choanoflagellata; Craspedida; Salpingoecidae. Gene Ontology annotation, cellular component: COG complex. Bases 28 to 2379 code for a protein of 783 amino acids. The transcript has 12 exons. The record is from RefSeq and is a predicted model, not a curated record.
CAUGACCAGUUGCUUGAGAUUCUUGAGAUGCCACAGCUGAUGGAUGCGUGCAUCAAGGGAAAAUACUUUGAUGCGGCCAUCAAGCUCCGGGCACACGUACAGCGGCUCAACAAGAAGUUCCGGGACAUCCCAAUCAUCCAGGGCAUAUGGGCGGAUGUGGAGCGGGCUACGCGGUACAUGCUGCAAGGGAUCAUCGAGCAGUUGCAGGGAGAUGUGCAGGUGUCAGAUUGCAUUCAGCUUGCAGGCCAUCUGCGUACGCUGCACAUGUUCACAGAGAGCGAACUUCGCGUCAUCUUCCUCUCCGCUCGCAGCGUCUGGCUCGAUAAGUGCCUCCAAAUCAGCGACAAGGAUGCACACCGGUAUCUGUCCGAGGUGAUUGACACGAGCAGGCGUCAAAUCUUCAACAUCAUGCAGCAGUACAAGGCCGUGUUCCCGAGCAGCGCAGUGUCUGCGAGUACUACCAUCACCUGUGACAUUCUUCACGACUGGUGUCUCACGCGGGUGAACAUGUUUCUGCAAGACGUCAACACGCAUCUUCCGCGCGUCACGGAUCGCAUCAGCACGCUUCUCAACCAGGCCAUGCCGUUUGGCAUGUCGCUGGGCCGCUGCGGCCUCGACUUUCGCUAUCUCCUCGCUCCAAUCUUCGAGCGGGCCAUCCUCACGCUGUUCACAUCGCGUGUGCGCACCGCGUUUCUUGCCUUUGAGAACGACCUGCCCACCACCAGCAUGCUCGUGCCGUCGCUCCUCAACGCAAAGACGCCGGCACAGCUCGACGUUGGGUUUGCCGGGUCGCCGCAGGUUCCGCUGUCGCUGAUGGCGCAUCCAACGCUCGCUGUCACCACAAACGCCGUCCUGGCCGCGCUCAACGAACUCAGAGAGUGCGCGCCGCUGUCGAUUGCAGAGGAUGCGGCCAAGUCGCUCGCGGUGUGUGCACUCGUUGCUGCACAGCGCCUUCGAGAACACGCAGACAACAUGGUGCACUCCUACACAGCGCGAGAGCACGACUGCUAUGUGCGGUUCUGCGGGCUGUACGUUGCGGCUGCGGUCCCGUUUCUCUUCAACUGCCUCCGCGCCAUCUAUCCACCAACCCUCUUCCAUGAGCGCGGUGUGCUGCCGGUCGUCGGCCCCACCCGCGACCUCUCAACACUCCUCGACCCAGCGCUCAUUGCAACGGAGCUCGAACCAGUCUGUCCCGAGGCGGUUGCUGCUGUCCUGCGCUCGUCACUGCAUCGCCAGUCGUCGGCAACAGAAGAGAAGAGGACCGGCAGCAGGCAGAGCAUCGACGCGCAGCAGCAGGGAGGGUCACAGGAGGGCGACACAGCAGCGGAAGCAGAGACCGUGCUGGUUGAAGAGUUGCGGGCCCAUGGGAGCGAGGAAGAAGAAAAGAAAGAGAGUGGCGAGCAGGACACCACUUCCACACCAAGUGAUGCUGGUCAUCAAGAAGCAAAGCAGCAACAGCAGGAACAACAGCAACAGCAGGAACAACAGCAACAGCAGGAACAACAGCAACACCAGUCACGCCUCAGCACCAGCAGCAGAAUUGAGAACUCCAGUCACGCACAGGAAGUGUCGUUGCAUUCGCUCGCGUCCCCCUUUCAUACCGUGCAAGUGGCUGAUGGCAGCAGUGGCGGUAACAGCGAUGGUGAUGGUGGUGUCAGCGUACACGUCGACACGCCCGCAUUUGACUUUGAGUCCCAGCCAACAGGAGCACACACGGACACCACCACCAGCACCACCACCAGCACCACCACCACAGUCACGACAGCAACGACAGAUAGGAAACGCGCUGAGCAUGAGGAUGCAACAGCCCCUUCAUCGUCAUUGCCAUCGUCGUUGUUGGUAAAGGAAGAUGUGUUUGAACAGCCGCAACAGCCGCAUGCACAACCGCAACAACAGGAGCAAUCGAUUGCAGACGAGGCGGCCUCAUCCACGGAUGGCUCGCAUAUGGACAGCCACAACCGCUUCUCGUCAUCCACGGAGCAGUUUUUCGCCUCGCAGUUGAAAGAGGACGCAGAGAAGGACACACAGCAGCAACAGCAGCAACGGCAACAAGAACAGCAGCAGCAGCAGCAACAAGAGCAGCAGCAGCAGGGCGAGCCAGUGCCACAAUCGUCCGUGGAUGUGUCAUCGCCACUGGGGCGGUUGCACGCGUUUCUGCACGAACACAAAGGGAGCGAGGAAGUCGACGCGUUUCGAGAGCAGCUGCAGAGCGAAGCGAGAGACGACUUCACGGUGAAGCGCAUGUCAUUACGCAAGGCGGUGCGGGGGCUGCAGUCCUUCAAGUUGACAACAUCGGAGCUGAUGAAGCUGGCAGAUCAGCUCGACCCAGACAAGACCAUGCGAGUGCCGCUGGCAGCCGUGUUUCAGCGGUGGCAGUGAUGGCGGUGGCGUGUGUGCAGUUGAUUGGUGAUGGUGCUUGUGCUAGUGUUGGCGUUGAUGCUUGUGCUGGCGAUGGUUAGUGUGGCCGCUUUCGGUUGUUGCUGAUGAUGCACAGAUGGUAUCGGCAUGUUCAUGCUUUUUCAAAUGCGCGGGUUUGAAGGGUUUAGGUCCCGUGCUGGUUGUGGUGCAGUUGUAUGUUGAUGUUCAUUACAGAGGCACUCGAGA